Toxoplasma gondii ME49 is the source of this 5229-nucleotide messenger RNA. RefSeq lists its product as hypothetical. The transcript has 5 exons. The record is from RefSeq and is a predicted model, not a curated record. Gene Ontology annotation, cellular component: cytosol; cell periphery. Gene Ontology annotation, biological process: protein K48-linked deubiquitination. Gene Ontology annotation, molecular function: cysteine-type carboxypeptidase activity; cysteine-type deubiquitinase activity; K48-linked deubiquitinase activity. NCBI's taxonomy places the organism in Eukaryota, Apicomplexa, Conoidasida, Eucoccidiorida, Sarcocystidae. The coding region runs from base 1840 to 4170 and encodes 776 amino acids.
CUCCCAUAUAGACCGCACCAGCCGUCCGGUCCGGCAAUCGUACAAAAUCUGGCAAAAAGUGGGUCACGAAAAGCAACGCGGCACUCAAAAAGUGUGCAGAACGAGUGCCGGCUGGCGACCAGGGAACGCAUGUCUGCCGAAACCGAGUUGCCGAUUCGGAACCUUUUCACAGCGAUUUCUUCAGAGCGCGUGGCACCUUUUUCGACACGCGGCUUCGAGCAGAACCUCCACUACUCCGCGAGUCCAGCACACACUGGAACUCGCUGGAAAUCCUGAGUUUGUGUGGAAAUCCGUGCACUUGCACGGCGAGCAUGUGGUUUUCCGACAUGAUGCGGUGCAGCGACUGAAGAACGCGACAGGGUCUAUUCCCCGGUCGGUUUCUGUCCACAGUUGCCUCUCGCACCGUCCCUGUCUUGCUGAGGUCUCCGUGGUGUUUCGCUUCCUCAGCGUUCGCUGCUGUCUGCACUUUUUUCCGAACAACAGACGUUCCGAGGAUACCGAGACGCUAUUAUCGAGAACCCGCAAGCCCUUUCCCACGCUCGAUGCGCCCGCGGCGUUUUUCCCUUAUGCUGCCGUAGGCUGCCUCGUCAGUCAAAAUCUCGAUUAUGCUGCUAUCCUACGGCUCAGCCGUCUAUGUGCACAUGCAGAGAAAUCCCAUAUCGACUCCGAAGACAUACAGAUUCAGGAGUGUGUGUUCGAGCCACCCUUCCCCUUCUCCAGCGUUCUAGACUUGUCAGCGCCGUCGUUUGUUUUCUUUUUUUCGCGCAAGUUCUGCGCGUCGAGGUGACCCAGCUGUACCUGGUCCUUGCGACCGGAGUGAACUGAGUGGGUGUCCAUGCCUUGCGACGCGGCUCUGUCUCGACCCCUCCGCCGGUGUGUUUACCUGCACUUGCACCCGAGAAAGACUUCUUUCUGGACGCUUUAGAAUGUCCACUCGGAGGCAGCAUGGCUGCGCAUGCCACGAGAGUGCCUUUGGCUUCCUGGGUGCCUCGUGCCAGGCGUACUGACGCCACAGAGGCGGCUCCUCUCGUUCUUCUCGGCAAGCCAGAGGGAACAGGAGAACGGACUGUGAGAAAGAAGUCGCCUGUUGAACUGGAUUUUUGCCGAAGGGAGGAGACAUCAACGGAGCUGAGUCUGCCCGCAUAAGAGCUCGAGAAGGGCGACUGCGUGCGUGGCGCUGGCGAGAGGCUUUUCCCUGUGUCUCCUCUUGGGGUGAACCCAUGCGUUGUCUGCGCCGAGAACAGUCAAGAGAAGCGCGUUGCUGAGGACGGCGGUCAACUUCAGGCCAAGCUCUGUUUCCUUGACCUAGGAAAGAAGCAGCCAGAGGAGACCUCGUUUCCGCAGAACGAACUCCAGGCGCGUCUCUUCGCCCCUGAUGCCUCAGUUUCUCCUUUCUCCGACGCGGCUCUCUUCAGAUCUCCUUCUCCGCUCGCUUCUCCGUCACCUGCUGUUGCCUCUCUGGUGUCUCUGGGUGCGCCCUCCUUCGCUCCGUCUUCUCGUCCGUUUCGCUUUUCUCUCCAGCGUCCUUCUGCCUCGCCUGCCACGGUUUCCCUCUCGCGCCUCCGUCGUGCACCCUCUGCUCCUCCGCACCGAGGCGACCCUGUCCCCUCUGCUGGCUCUGCCCCGUCGCCCUUGCGACUGUCUCCUUCCUCAACUUGUUCUGCUCAGAGCAGUUUUCGAUUUACUUCUGUUCCGACGCAUGCCUCUGCUGCCCCUCCGGAUCUCCGCGAAAAAAAGGACGCUCCUGUCUCGUCGUCUCUCGACAGCGAGGUCCUCAAGCCUUCUCGCCAGCCUCCUCUCCCUCCUGCCGCGCCUCUGCCUGCACCGGAAGAAGCCGCAAUGCAUGCCUCAGAAGACGGCCCUCUGCCUGCACCGGGAGAGGGCCUAGUGCAUGCGCAGCAGCACACUCCCGGAAGCUCAGACUUCUCUGCUUCUUCGCCUUCCUCGACACGAGAGCGCGAUGGGCAAGCUGAGGGAUCUGUACGGAGUGCCGAGAGAGAGGCGAGGAAGCCGGACAGUGAAGGAGAUGCCGACGACAACUACUUCCUGAAGAAAGUGAAGUUCCUCGAUCUCGAUACAUGCGUCGUUCUUCAGAACAGAAACGGCCCAUGCCCGCUGAUCGCUCUCGCCAACGUCCUCCUCCUGACUGGGCGCCUCUCGCUCCAAGAGGCCCUGCCGCUGCUCGACCCCGCAGCGGCGCGUAGCCGAGCCGCGUCUGAAACAGAACCUGCAUGCACAGGGAGAGAAAGAGAACCUGCAUGCACAGUGAGUGGGAGCCGACUGAUCGAGCAACUCGCCGCCGUCCUGCUCCAAGUCCACGGCCGAAGACUCCGCAGUGGAGGCUCCGCCGCUGCUGUCUAUCAGUACCACCUACAAGAAGUUCUGGACCUCCUCCCGCAGCUCCGGUCAGGUUUGGAUGUGAACUGCUCGUUUCGCUCGCCCUCGGCCUUCGAGUACACUGCAGGCAUUUCUCUCUUCGACUUGUUCGGCGUUCGCCUUCUUCAUGGCUGGGUCCCCGACCUUCCCCCUUCCCACAGAGUUGCUCCUCGUGUCUUCGAAGAGCGACGCGCUCUGCCCUCUCCUCCGACCUCUCUGUCUUGUGCAACUCCGCCUUCAGAUCUCCCCCCCGUCGCUGCUCAAGCUGCUCCCUCUUCUGCGUCUUCUUCUGCCUCGCCUUCUUCUCCCUCCUCCUGUCUUGCUGAAGAGGGCAGGUUUCAGGGAGGAGAGAGACCGCGGUGUGCCUGUGAAGCAUGUUUCCUGUCGGAGUUCUCGUACAACACACUCGUGGAGAGAUGCGUUGCGUUCAACGACUUGAUGGACGCACUGCGGCGCCGACAAGAGCACGAAAUCCUCUUGCAGCAGGCGGCGGCCGAGGGCGCGUCGGCGGCGACAGAGCUGGUGGAGAUGACGCAGCGAGGCGGCACAGUUGGUGGCGGGGAAGAGUCUGUGGAGUGCAAGGACUUCAAGGACUCUGUUCUCGCGAAAAAAAAUUCCGAAGCGGCUGGGGCACCUUCACAACCCACACAAGAGACGGUUGACCUCAUCGACCGCCUCGAGUCCUCGGAAGUGGAGCGUUUUCUGAGGGAAGGCGAGCUGCUGUCUUCGUUCCUCUCCUCCACUUCCUCUCAGCUCACUGAACGCGGUCUCCGCCUGCUUUCUUCGCCCUGCAGCUGUUUCGACGACGCUCAACCUCUCGCAGCAGGCGCGACUGUAGAGGUUCCGAAAAUGGCCAAAGAACGAAACGUCUGCAGUUCCAAGUGCCAGUGUGUCUGUCACACAUCCUCGUCUCCCCCGUCUUCGCUUCCAAAUGGCAACUCUUCGUCUUCGCUUCCAAAUGGCAACUCUUCUUCUUCGCUUCCAAAUGGCCUUUCUUCUUCUCCGCCUUUGUCUGUGCAAGCCAAGCGUGAGGCGAAGGAAGCGAGCGGGCGGUGCUGCUGUGCCUCCUGUUGUCGGAGAGAAGCAGUCCUGGAGGAACUCGCGCCGGCGGUUCUGUUCAGGAACAACCAUUUCCUCACCGUCGUCAGACGCGGCUCGUCGCUCUACGGCCUCGCCACGGAUUCCUCUUUCCUGCACGCGGGUGGCGACGCAGUAUGGGAGCGCAUGGUGGACGUCUGGGGAGACAACGUCUACUGCGACGAACAGUUCAGAGACGAGUCUGAGAGAAGGCGAGAGAGCGAAAGAGCGAGGGCGCGAGAAAGAGAACGAGGACGAGCGAAAGCCGGGGACAGAGAGCGAGAACAAGAGAGACACACAGCUGGACUGCUGGGAGGAACUUCCGGCCACAGGGAGAGGAGAGACGAGAGAGAGAAGCGUGAGUGUGCAUCUCGUGACCCGUACAGCUGCUACAGCAGCCAAAGAGAAGAAGACGACUUCCGUCUCGCCCUCAGACUCCAGGAAGAAGAAGAACGACAGGCGCGCGCGGCGUCUGCCUCUCGCGAGAGACACUGGACUGCGUCUGCCGCGUCCAGCGGCGCGGCGCAGCAGGGCGUUGUGGGGAUGGAGUCUUCGGCGCCGUUGCAUGUACGCAGAGGCGGCGGCCGCGACGAUGGCGCAUCGACGGAAGUUCCGGGAGAAGAAGAGUGCGUUGCGGAUGGCAGUCGCGGUCUGAGCAGCCUCUGGAGAAACAGAAGAACUAAAAAGAAGAAGCGGCGCGGGUGCUCCAUCAUGUGAGCAGCUCGGGAGAGACCCGGCCCGCAGACCUUCCGUUCGCGACGACUCUCGCGUUUCAACAGAGCAGUGCAGGCUUUCUUGCGGCUCCCCUGCGGCUUCGUGCUUGUCCUUCGCGAAGAGAGAAGAGAUCUCGAAGUUCCUUCAGAAGAAAGAAAAAGAGAUUUAGCGGGUGCUGCACGCAGCGACGACGACAUCGAUCUCACGCCGACGCCCCCCUCUGCUGUCAAUGUGUUCGUCGACUUCUCUUUUUUUCAACUGUGAGCAGCCGCGGAAGACAGUGAAGGCCUCUGCGAGGCGGCGCGUCUCGCGGACGAGAGACCACAGAGAGAGGAGACAGGAGCUCUCCCUUCAUCCGGUGAAGGAGAGACACCGAAAGGAGACAGGGGUGUCGCCCAGGUCUCUCCGUGAAGGGAGAGAAAGGAAACAGAUGGUUCAGUGCAGAAGACGAGCGCCUGCGAAUGAGAAGCGCUUCGGACGCAUGCGAAGGAGAACUCGAGAACCGAGGCUUUACACUUCCCAAAACGGUGUUUGGUGUGUGACCCGUUGAGCUCUAUGUAGACGUCCAGUGAGGGUGGUGGCGGACCUUCUGCAGCAAGAGCACCUGGAGCGAAAUGCUCGUUUCUUUGUUGAGAGAAACUGCAGAGAGUCUUAGAGGACGUUUUGACGUUUUUCACAGCUGCGCGCAACGCUGUGGCUGAACAGACGCGUGCCCCUGCGGAUGUCGGGCGGCUGAGUGGUGCGGAGAAGGGGAGGGAAGAAGCUGGCAUUUCAGGAGACGCUAAAGUGACAACGAGCUCGUCCUUUUUCCGCGACAACGGUUACUAAAGGGAAGGUUGCCUCUCGGUUCUGUCUGCAAGUGUCUUGUGUGCUCCCACAACGCGUUUCUGGGACCGUUUUUAGCUUUUUGUCGGGGCAGCGCAUGCAAGGCCUUCACAGAAAUCCAAGCGUCUCCAGUGUCCGUGUCUCCUGUAUGUCCACCACCUGAGGGUCUCCGUUUCCGUGCAAACAGCGCGAUGUUUCGGUUUAUAUGUGGUGAAAAAAAAAGUGAGAAUUUAAGAG